CAUUACUUUCAUGAAGGCAGGCUUCAUUGCUAAGCUGUUGCAUUAGACUCUGACAACAUAGACUGACAACUGAGUGUGUCACACAAACACGUGAACUCGAACCCACCUUGUUGUGGGCAUCUGUGUGGCGGAUUACAUUCCUCAGCAAGGUCUUCCCCAGCGGCUGCUUUGACAUGGUGACACCUGGCAUGAGACUCGUGAAUAUGCUGCUGCAGAGGAUUUGAACGUGCUGUUAUAUCUGAUUGUGCGACGUGGAGACUCCUCUGGUUGCUGCUUUCAGGGCUGUUCCCCUCCCUGCUGCCCCUGGCUGUGUUUGGGCUAUGGUCCUAACUGAGAAGCAGGGCAUCACCCAGAUGCGGCGCUCCGACUGUAUGGGAGGUUAAGCCUGUAAUCACCAGCAUGGGAGCUAAACAGAUGAAAUGUCUCAGCUCAGCCAGCCCUGCUCACUCCCCCAAAGAGGAGUAUGUUAUCACCCAGUCCACUGACACCGCUAAAGAAGAAACAGUCCAUGAUCAGUCUGAGGACCAGGGGGAACCUCGAGAUGACAAAUCUGAGCUGACAGAGAAGAAAUCUGUCACAGAGGAGGUGUCUCUCUGUGGAUUGUGUCCCUCCCUUGGGCUCAAUGGGCAGGGGGAAGAGAAGUCCUGGGAGGAGCAGCUGGACGCCCACCAGGAACAGCUGGAGAAAGAGAUGCAGGAGGCCAGGAGGAUGGUAUUCCGCCUACAGGCUUUGCUGCUCCAUGGCUCCCUCCCUGAAGAGGACCAGGAUGGAUCUGUGAGCUUCGGAGAUAACCGGGCGAACGCCGAACAGCAGCUGGUUCUAAUCCGCAGUCGUCUGGACCAAAGCAUGGAGGAAGCCCUUGAUCUCAAGAGGGAACUCCUGAGACACAAACAAGAGGCACGCCACAUUCAGGCCAUCAAGGAUGCUCUGCAGCAGCGCCUGGCAGUGCAGGAGGAUGCUGUGCUGCAGCUAAAGCAGGAACUACUGAGGUGCAACAUGGCCAAAGAUCAGCUGGAAGGGGAAAAUGCAGAGCUCAAACAAAAGCUGAGUGAACGGAACAAAUUACUCAGUGAAUAUGAGCAGCAGCUCGGGAGGAAGGACAGAAUACUGCAGCAACAGCAACAAAAGCUUGAUGAAGCUCAGCAUAAAGCACAUGAAAUCAGCCUUGUGCGGUCAUUCAGGAGUGAAAGUGGUGGUUACAGUAACUCAGUGGCGUCGACAUCUCCUCCAGCAUUUCAACACAACGCACCGGGUGAAGAGCUGCAGCUGGUGAGGGAGGCACUGCGCAGUUUGAGGGACGGUUUUUCUGGCCAUGAUCCCCAACAUCACACCCUGGACACUCUGGAACAGGGUGUGUCCAGUCUCAUGGACCGAUUACACUCUUUGGAUACCCAGCGCAGACAGGACAGAGGGGAGGAAUUUAAAUCACCAGGACGCAGAGCCAACUCGACAGACCGAGACUCCUGGCCGCCGAGCUCAAAAAUGGCGCACUCACACAGCAGCCCGGGAUUGGACACCGCUGUCUCCACUAAAGUGCUCUACUUCACUGAUCGCUCGCUCACUCCAUUUCUGAUUAACAUCCCAAAAAGGCUGGGUGAGGUGACACUGCGAGACUUCAAGGCCGCUGUAGACAGACAGGGCAGUUUCAGAUACCACUUCAAGGCCCUUGACCCAGAGUUUGGCACAGUGAAGGAGGAGGUAUUCCAGGACGGGGCAGUCGUACCAGGCUGGGAGGGGAAGAUUGUAGCGUGGGUGGAGGAGGACCAUGGAGAAAGGAGGUAGAGGCCAAAAACCAGAGAUCACCAUUACAAACCUCAGUUGUUCCCACUGGACCAGAAUUUCACUGAAAAAAUACUUGUUGCCAUAAGAAAGAAUAAUUAUAAUACAAAUAACUGGGACCAAUGGCGCCAACACCAUUUCAGUAUAAAACCAUGUUUUAAAAGUGAAUGUUUCAUAUGAAGAAUUUGACUUGAAUUUGACAUUUGACUACCACUUUUUUUGUGAAGGAAUAAUUAGACUUUGUUUGCAGCUCAUAAAUUAAUGUGGGACUACCAGUUCAUGGUCAGUAAUGUUACUUGAAGCUCUGAAUUAUAAAGAAAGCGAAUGUGAUUUAGAACAAAUAACACAUGAUAAGCUGUGCUCUAAAAUCUGUAACCAGUGCAUAGUAUGCAACCCUUUCAAUAAAAGUGCUGACUGACAUUUUUCACGUUCCAGAUUGCCAAAUAGUGAUGUUGUUCUGCAUCAAUUCUGAUGUUUUAAUAAAUAUGAAUUAUUCCAUGGA
Molecule: messenger RNA, 2281 nt
Organism: Toxotes jaculatrix (banded archerfish)
Lineage: Eukaryota; Metazoa; Chordata; Actinopteri; Toxotidae
Gene: dixdc1a
Product: DIX domain containing 1a
Exons: 16
Coding region: 400-1782 (460 amino acids)
Biological process (GO): canonical Wnt signaling pathway
Cellular component (GO): cytosol
Source: RefSeq, a predicted model, not a curated record